This is a messenger RNA of Solanum tuberosum (potato), 810 nucleotides long. RefSeq names its product premnaspirodiene oxygenase-like. The coding region runs from base 73 to 810 and encodes 245 amino acids. The transcript has a single exon. The record is from RefSeq and is a predicted model, not a curated record. Lineage: Eukaryota; Viridiplantae; Streptophyta; Magnoliopsida; Solanales; Solanaceae. Gene Ontology annotation, molecular function: heme binding; monooxygenase activity; oxidoreductase activity, acting on paired donors, with incorporation or reduction of molecular oxygen.
AAAAUAGCCCUAUACAACAAAGCUUUGAACUUGAGAAUUGAGAGACACCCUUCUCUUAGCUUUAGCUAUCUAAUGGAGUUCCAAUAUCCAUUCAAUUUCAUUUUCUUAUUCCUUUUCCUUUCAUUCCUCUAUCUACUACUGGUCGAAUGGAAAAAAUCAAGAAACUUAAACAAAAAUCUUCCUCCAGGCCCAUGGAAAUUGCCCUUUUUAGGAAGUAUCCAUCACUUGGCAUUAGAAGGUGGACUUCCUCAUCAUGUACUCACAAAAUUGGGAAAAAAAUAUGGGCCUGUCAUGCACCUUCAACUAGGCGAAAUUUCUACGGUCGUAGUUUCUUCUAUGGACAUGGCGCGAGAGGUACUGAAAACUCACGACCUUGCUUUUGCAUCAAGGCCUAAAUUAGCAUCCAUCGACAUAAUAUGUUACAAGAGCAUGGACAUCGCAUUUACUCCUUAUGGUGAAUACUGGAGACAGAUGCGCAAAGUAUGCGUAUUAGAACUUUUCACUUCCAAGAACGUACGGUACUUUAGUUCCAUCAGGCGGGACGAGGCUUCACGCCUCGUGCAGUUCAUCCGGUCAUCAACACGUAGCGAGCCGAUAAAUGUUACAAAACGGGUUUCAUGGUACCAGAGCUCAAAUACAUGCAAAGCAGCAUUUGGGGAAUUGUUGAAAGAUCAAGAGAAAUUCAUUGAUCAGUUUAUGUCUAGUACUCUAGUUUCAGGAAAUGCAUGGCUAAGUUUGCAUGGUACAAGCUCAAGCAUUCACAAAAUAACAAGGACUGUUCAUUGGUCUGAAUGUGUUAUAUUAGGCUAA